GCUCCGUCGCCGGGAUCCGGGCGUCGACGGCGGCUCGGAGCGGGACGGCGAGGCCAGGGCCCGACUCGCAGGCCAUGGCUGAGGGACAUUGGCGGAAAGGGGGAUCCCUUCAGCAAUGAUGCAAGGCCCUAAGAGUGUGGCGGCACCUCGUCACCGGAGAGAGGGCGAGUGUGGGAAAGGAUUCACUCGGUCAUCCUACCUAACGACGCAGCAGUCGGGAGAGAACGUUCACCUGCCCUGAAUGUGGAAAGGAACUUGCUCGCUCAUCCACCCUGGUGAGACACCAGUGAGCUCACACCAGGUGCAGACUGUUUAUCUGCCCUGAGUGCGGCAACAGGUUCACUCAUUCAUCCAGUCGAUGGAACGCCAGCAAGGAGACACUGAAGAGAGCUCCUUCUCCUGCUCCAAAUGCGUGAAAGAGAUUAUCUCGAUCGUUCAGCCUGAUGCUUCACCGGCAGAGUCACAGCGGGGAGAAGCCUUUCACUUGCUCUGAGUGUGGGAAAAGAUUCGCAUAUUUAUCCAGCCUGAAGCUACACCAGAAAAUGCACAGUGGGGAGCGGCCAUUCACCUGCUCCGAGUGCGGGGAGCGGUUCAUUACUUCGUCUACGCUGCAAAUGCACCAGCGGAUUCACACCGGGGAGAGGCCGUUCACCUGCAACGAGUGCGGGAAGGGGUUCACUCGUUCGUCCGAGCUGCUCUUGCACCAAGGAGUCCACACCGGGGAGAAGCCGUUCUGCUGCUCCGAGUGCGGGCAGAGAUUUGCCCGGUCGUCCAGCAUGAGGAGACACCAACAGGCACACACCGGCGAGAGACCCUUUGCUUGCACGGAGUGCGGGCAGAGAUUUUUCCGGUCAUCCUGCCUCCGAAUACACCGGCGGAUUCACACCGGGGAGAAGCCUUUCACCUGCACGCAGUGCGGGAAGGGGUUCACCCAGUUGUCCACCCUGCAGUCACACCAGCGGGUCCACCCUGGGGAGAGGAGCUUCACCUGCUCCGAGUGCGGCAAAGGGUUCACUCGCUCCUCUGAGCUGCUCCUGCACCAGCGGAUUCACACCGGCGAGAGGCCGUUCACCUGCAGUGAGUGCGGGAAGAGAUUCAGUCAGUCGUCCAACCUGCAGAUGCACCAGCGGAUUCACAACAGGGUGAAGCCCUUCACCUGCUCCGAGUGCGGGAAGGGAUUCACUCGCUCCUCCCACCUGCAGUCGCACCAGUGGAUUCACACCGGGGUGAGGCCCUUCACCUGCUCCCAGUGCGGGAAGAGCUUUGCCCACUUGUCCACUCUGCGGACACACCAGCGCACCCACAACGGGGAGAGGUCGUUCAUCUGCUCCGAGUGCGGUAAAGGAUUCACCUGCUCUUCCAGCCUGCGGAGCCAUCAGCGAAUCCACACCGGGGAGAGGCCGUUCAUCUGCGCUGCCUGCGGGAGGAGAUUCAUUCAGUCGUCCAACCUGCGAACCCACCAACGAGUUCACACCGGGGAGAAACCGUUCACCUGCACCACGUGUGGGAAGGGAUUCAAUCGGUCAUCCCACCUGUCACAACACCAGUGUACACAGACUGAGGGAAAAGAUUAAACAUGCUGAAUGUUCAACCAUUACAGCUGCAGAAAGCAAACGCAAGUUCCCAAGUUGUGGCUGGUGCUGCGAUUGUGUUGUCAAAUCUCCUGUUCGAAGUGGAAUAACAUAGAACGAGUGUGAACGGGCGAGCAAUGGUCGGCGUGGAUUUGUUGGGUUAAAGAGCCCGUUUCCAUGCCCUCACUCCCAGGACUGUACUUCCUCGUCAUUGGGUCCCGCUGUUUUUAUUUUAUGUGGUUUUGCUAACCCCGAUAGCUGGCAGAAUUCAAUAUUGUGGAUUUGUGACAAAUAAAUCAGCUCUGCU
Amblyraja radiata (thorny skate) is the source of this 1878-nucleotide messenger RNA. Its product is annotated as zinc finger protein 229-like. Bases 444 to 1574 code for a protein of 376 amino acids. Gene Ontology annotation, molecular function: RNA polymerase II cis-regulatory region sequence-specific DNA binding; DNA-binding transcription factor activity. The transcript has 2 exons. The record is from RefSeq and is a predicted model, not a curated record. NCBI's taxonomy places the organism in Eukaryota, Metazoa, Chordata, Chondrichthyes, Rajiformes, Rajidae. Gene Ontology annotation, biological process: regulation of transcription by RNA polymerase II.